AUGUCCAAAUUUUCUUCCCCUCUGGGUCGACCUGGAUCAGCAGGGUCUAAGAGCCCCAUGUUGGGAAAGAAGCUGCUGGAUAAUCGCUCAUGCAUGCUGAGGAUCGGAGAGAGGCUGAUGAGGGCAGGCAGUGAGGGAAACCUGGUUCAGAGACCCAUACCAGCCCACAACCAAAGCCCGACUUCCUCAGGUGGAUUAAGGCAAGGUGUGAAUGGGCUGACACAACCUCCAGUCCUUGAGGACAAACCCAUUGAGCAUCGAGGAAAUAACUCCAGCAGAGGAAACUCACCAUCCAGGGUCUCUUCAUCACCAGCUGUUGACAGCAGCUCUGAGCAUCUGCUGCAGAAGAAACAGCUCAUCAAUAGCAGCCUGCUGUGUAACCCAGACUUCUCCUCCUCCUAUGACUCAGCUACGCAUUCUCCCAGCACCUUACCUCGAGGCUAUGCCACCACUGCUGGUGCCAGCAGCAGGGACAGUCAGCUCGACAGCCUGAUGAUGCAGCAGUCUGUUGUGGAGAGGAAGAUGGAAGUGUUCUUAGACCACCUGAGCCAGAGGUAUCCUCAUCAUGCUGCCAUAAUCAUGGGAAACCACGACUGCAUGAGGAAACAGGCCGGGAGUCCUUGGCUCUCUGAAAGCUCUGCCUGGGCCGAUGUACUGGGCAUGGAGGAGCAGCAGGACCCGCUGGCUUUGGAGGCCAUGUGUGAUGGAGAGGUGCAACCUCCACAAGUCCCCUUCACAAGGGACUUAAAAGCCAGGGCAAGUCUACCUGUGGGGCGGUCGAGUGGUCAGACAAGAGAGAGGAAGCUUGGUGUGCUGUACCUGCAGUAUGGGGAGGAGACAAAGCUGGUCAGGAUGCCUGCUGACAUCAGCAGUCAGGACACCCUACGGGCUCUGUUUGUCACCACCUUCCCUGAUCAGCUCACCAUGACAAUGCUGCAAUCUCCCAACAUGGCCAUCUACAUCAAAGACCCCAGCCGCAACAUCUACUAUGACCUGGAGGACAUCAGAAACAUCACAUCCCACUCCUGUCUCAGGGUUUAUCAUAAGGACCCAAAACAUGUGCUCAACCGCCAUGCCAGGCCUGCCAACACAGAGGGAAGAAUCUCCAAAGAGUUGCUGUACAGCAGUCACAGUCCCGUCCACACAGUGUUGUCGUCAAGCCGCAGCACCCUGCACAGCCUGCAGGGCUCCAUGUCCCCACCCAUGGUCCGCUCCAUGCCCUCCUCUCCCUCCAGGAUGGCAUAUGGUAGGGCGAGCACAAGAGGGGGGUUGGGGCCGGUGGAUCCAGGCCGUGCCACAUUACCACGGGAACGCCUGUCAGGGGUGAGGCGAUCUAGCGCUCUCUGCACCAACAGCAGUGCCAUACUGGAACGGAGAGAUGUCAAGCCCGACAAGAAUGCUGCCAAUAGUAAGAGCAUGGUGCCAGUGGUGUGUGGUGAAGGAGGACCAUACUACCCAGACUCCUACUGCUCCCCCCUGCAGGACGGAGGAGGUCACCUGAGCAUCACCUCCUCCCAGUGCCAUGCUCCUCCUUCUCUCACCGCAGACGUGGUGAAUGCUGGGGUCACAGGCUUCCCAGAGGGGCUGCAGCAGUAUCGAACCUUUAUUAAACCAUCGAUGGGCUACGAAGAGAGCAUGGAGCACCAGACACACUGCCUCCACAGGCAAAAGAGCGGGAAACUGGGACCCAAAACCCCACCCCCUUCUCCUCACAGAGUCAAUGAAGUCAGGAUGACUGACAGACAGAUCAUUGGAGGGGUUGGCCUCUUGUCUCCAGAGAGGAUGUCACCAAUUUGCCAGUCCCUGCAGUGGGACAGUAAUGAGGCCUCACUGGAGAUUGUAAACAGAAGCUCAUCAUCCUCUCCCUCUUCUGUUUUUGUGGACAGCUCUCUGGGACAACAUGAGAAACUGUUUCAGGGUCAUGUGACUGCCAGCAACAGCCAAAGUGAGAGAAUGAAAGCCAUGGAGGAGCAGAUCGCGAGUCUAGCAGGUCGGGUGCACCAUGCUCUGUCUAUGGGACCAGUCAGUGAGACUGCUGGGCACAAACUCUUCAACAGACCUGGAGUGUCAUGUGACCCUCCGGACAGUGCCGGUGUGACCGACAGCUUCAGCCCCACCACGCAGACUUUUGAGGCCCCUCCCUCUGACAGCAGGCUGCAGCAGAGCUUGGUGUUAGCAAAGAGAAAUGUGUAUGAGCUACGACGACAACUCAGCCAACUCAGACACUUACAGUUGUCAAACCAGGAGAGCGUGAGUUCGAUGCUGCGGAUGGCAGGUCAGGAACUGGUGGUGUUGAUGUGUGAUCGACUGGCUCAGUCUGAGGAGGCAGCGUACAGACAGAAAACUCAGAUAGACGAGGCGAGGCUCCACUACCUGGCUGCAGAGGAGAGAAUACUCAUUCAACUCAGUGAACUAGAGGACUAUGUGGACUGUUGGCAAAGAAACUCCACUUCUAGUCCAGGCCAGCUGUCAAUCACUCUGAAAGACGUGGAGGAGGGAGCAAUCAGCCUUCGGAGAGUUGGGGAAGCUGUGGCCAUCCUUAAAGGUGAGUUUCCAGAGCUGCAGGCAAAGAUGCACUCAGUGCUGAGGCUGGAGGUGGAAGCGGUUCAUUUCCUGAAGGAAGAGCCUCAUAAGAUGGACUCCAUGCUAAAGAGGGUCAAAGCCCUGACUGAAGCCCUCAGUUCUCUCCGCAGAAGUGUGUCAGAGUCAACUCUCCCAACCAGACCAGCUCAGCUGGAGCCUCUAAAGGUCCUGGAAACAGACCAGGAACCCCUGAGAACCCAGACCUCGAGCUCCCCCAAACUCCAGCCUCGAUCAUCUGAUGGACCCUCUCUGCCCAUGCCUUCUGUCUCUGCCGAUCAGCCCAAGGCAGGCUCAGCCUCCCCGAUCAUGGCCCGCAAAAUGAAGAGAGUAGCCAGAGUGAUCCAACCAUCCCAUCACCACCCCAACCCCCCACUGACAUGUACGCAUGUACGAGAGUCACCCUCUGUGGCCAAGGUGAGUCCUUGCAGCAGGGAGGGCAGCCCUCUCCUGCAGAGGAGGCCGGGCCCUCUGCGGUCUGACGGACUCUGCAGUUCAGCAGGUGGAUCUGGCCAACCUGCACCAACACCAACACAGGUGAGCCACACUGACCCGACCAACAUAAAACACAGACAGACACAUACUGAGACUACAGAGAGACAAACUCCUGAGGGCAGUCUGAGAGUAGAAACCAGCAGUGUGAACCACUCGAUCACCAGCCAAGCCAACCAGCCGGCAAGCUUUGACUGCAGUGAGCCUCCAUCCCCCAACACCAACACAGACUUUAACCAUGUCCUCCAGGAGUCUAUGUCUGAUCUGAAUGAGUCAGAUACCAGAGAGGGACAAUCUGUUUCAGCCUCAGGACAGAUAGCUUCCACUGCAUCAAAGUCAGAGCAGGACACACCUCUGGAUCUGUCACAGAAAGCCUCAGUGGACCAACAGACACUGCUGUCGAAUACCCAGGAAGACACACCUUCUGAGCUGAAUGAUGAGGUGGACUCCAACCAGUUAGACUCCACAAACACAGCUGCAGCAGCACCCUUGCAGUUUCCCGCAGCCGCUGUGGAGCCUCAUCCGUCAGUUCGUCCCUCAGCUUCCUCCAGCACAGAGCGCAGCAGCCGGCCACAGGUAGCGAAACCCCCCCGCUCCAGUGUGGACAAGGAGAUGAAGCAGAGUCCAGAUAGGGCCAGCAAGUCCCCCCCUGCUCCUCCUCCACGAAGGUUCCAAGCUGUCAGUUCAGGUCUGACCAUGGGAGGGUCAGGAGAGGUGAUGUUCACCACCAGAAAAGAGGUGGUUGGAGCCCAGGAUGAGGGGGAGAAAGGCAAAGAGUCGCCUGUUGUUCCACAGCCCAAACCCCCAAGACAGCCACCAGAGGUCAAACCCAAACCAAAGAUGUGUGCUCCUGGACCUUCUACAGCCUCAGCACACAGUCACAACGAUGAGGAAGAGGAGGAUGACAACAAAGUCAUGAAAGAGCGGCAGACCUCCAACAGCAGCUUCAGCUCUUCUGCUCAGCGAUCCCACUCUAAGUCUCACCACUCAUCCUCCUCUUGCUCACCAGAGAAGACACCUUGUGGCCAGAAGCAGGCCAUCCAGAAGCAGCGCAGCCAGGCUGACAGCAGAAGCGGUAGAGCAGCCGAGGAUAGUAACCGUUCUGUUGUUGCUUUGCGUGCCUCUAAGAUCCCAGCUUUAUGCCAUAGCUCUGGAAAACACCUGUCUGCCUCUCUGUCCACUCCUCACUGCUCAGACACCACCAAAAGCCUCCAAAACCUCUCCUCAUCCUCCACCUCUUCAGCCUUUUCCAACUCCUCCCCUGGGAAACGCUGUCUGCUGCCUCCUCCUUCAACCAUUUGCAAAUGUCCGUCCCAUUUGCCUUCUCCUUCCUCCAACCAGUGCUCCACACAACAGGUAUUCUCGUGUCCCCUCUCCCAUUCCUCCUUGGUGAAAAACUUUUCCUCAGUUUCACCAACGAACUCCCUACUUCGCUCCUCUCCAUCCUUUUCUUCCUCCGCUCACGACUUUUUAAUGCCCUCUCUGAAUCUGAGUCAUCUUCUCCCCUCGUCUAGCCACAUCUUGUCGCCAUCCCACACUAACGUCAGCCCAACCCACCACGGGCCUUGCAGCAGCAGCAGCAAACGCCAGCACCAUCUCGUCCUCGUCUCCUCUUCCUCCUCCCCUCUCUCCCCGUCCUCCUCCCUCCUCCCCACCAUGGUGAGUCGCGGAGCGAGGGGUGUCCGAACGUCAGGGUCAGGGUCCAGUUCUCUGGGCCAUGGCAAGAAACGCACCGGAGGCCAGGCUGGCCGAGUCCUGCACACAGCAACAGCGCCCCCAAAGGACUCGUCAUAA
Messenger RNA from Chelmon rostratus (copperband butterflyfish), 4866 nucleotides. RefSeq names its product sickle tail protein homolog. The transcript is spliced from 23 exons. Lineage: Eukaryota; Metazoa; Chordata; Actinopteri; Chaetodontiformes; Chaetodontidae. The record is from RefSeq and is a predicted model, not a curated record. The coding region runs from base 1 to 4866 and encodes 1621 amino acids. Gene Ontology annotation, cellular component: cytoplasm.